CUCAUAUACCGGUCUUCGCGACAAUAACUAUGGACUUUCUUUCGAUAGACUCCUGCGUUUAACAAACGUAUGGCCACAAUGUGUCCUCCCUGCUGUCAAGAACACCCACACCUUAUGAUUCAGGUUACGCCAGCGCGCCCGAUGACCCUUUCGAGAGCUUUUGCAAGUCUCAGUCCUCUCAGCUGCAAUCGUUUGCGCACUCCGGUAUUCCAGGUUCCGAGCACGAACCUACGUCCACGUUCCAAACCAACAUACCGUGGAAACGGCCUUCGAGACCUCAGUUGUGUCGUACGCAACCUAUCUCGACUCAUCUGUACAACUCCCAACAUCCCACCGUCCAGGAGAACAUCGGCAUGUCAGUUGAUGCGGGUAUCAAUAGUAUGACUGGCUACUGCGACAUCGACUCUCUACUCGCUGCUGCAUACAAUAACACUUGCACGACACAGACCAGGCGCUUCCAGUUUUUCGCAUCUCAACACCUCACGCCCUCUCAAUUAUCGACUCAGCCACUUCCUUUUCACGAACUAGCAAGUCCAGAAGUCGAUGACUCUCCUGAGUUCAUGGAAGAGACUUCCGAACCUGCAAACAGAGCCAACAAAGGACGACGGCGUGGACGUACAACCCACAUGGGGGUAGAGCAACGCUACCGUGAUAACAUCGUCUCUGCCUUCCAAAAACUUGCUAGCACGAUUCCGUAUAUCCAGACGACUCAGCCGGCUCGGGUGGGUCAGAUCCCUAAGCCUAGCAAGGCGGAGAUCCUACUUAGUGCGAGUGAGUACAUUCGACAGCUGGAAAGGGAGAUCGAGCAAUUGAGGCUGACACUUAUCUGCAAUGGGAGUCCGAUGAGCGAAUACGCAAUGGAAUAAUAUUUAUGAAAGAGAGCUUAGCAUAAGUACUCACAAAGCUUAAAAAAGGAACAUAUGUCGAAGCGUCAGGCAGUCACCGUAUGAUACACGGAUGAGAUAGAUGUUUUGAACAAGUUCGGUAGCGAGCGAUAGCAGACAACGUUCAAUGAUCUCAGUCUACACAUAAAAGCUGGCCUUCGUAUCGGUGCCCUGCACUGCCGGUUUCCCCAGUCACACUUCACCUGGGCACAUCAAGAUUUGUGAGGGCGCAAUAGAUCAUGCGCAUCUGUGACACUCCGGU
Molecule: messenger RNA, 1146 nt
Organism: Aureobasidium subglaciale EXF-2481
Lineage: Eukaryota; Fungi; Ascomycota; Dothideomycetes; Dothideales; Saccotheciaceae
Exons: 1
Coding region: 354-866 (170 amino acids)
Biological process (GO): positive regulation of transcription by RNA polymerase II
Cellular component (GO): RNA polymerase II transcription regulator complex
Molecular function (GO): DNA-binding transcription factor activity; protein dimerization activity
Source: RefSeq, a predicted model, not a curated record